Peromyscus eremicus (cactus mouse) is the source of this 1313-nucleotide messenger RNA. RefSeq lists its product as uncharacterized. The coding region runs from base 53 to 1171 and encodes 372 amino acids. The transcript has 8 exons. Lineage: Eukaryota; Metazoa; Chordata; Mammalia; Rodentia; Cricetidae. The record is from RefSeq and is a predicted model, not a curated record.
CAAGAGAUGAUGUGGUCUCUCCCUGCAGGUGUGUCCAGGCCACCACAGCACCAUGGACCAAACACCCAUCAUCUGUGACUACGGUUCUGGCUUCAGCAAGGUGGGCUUUGCAGGAACCGAGGCCCCUCUGUCUGUCUUCCCCACCAUCAUCGGGAAACUGAAACAUAACAACCUGCUGGUGGGGACGGAAGAAGAAGACUGUUUCAUUGGAGCUGAGGCCCAAAAUAAUCUGGUACAGCUGAACCUGAACCACCCCAUCACCCGGGGAGCCAUCGCCAACUGGGAUAAUGUGGAGAAGAUUUGGCAUCACUCUUUCUACCAGGCCCUCCACAUCUCCCCCGAGCAGCACCCUGUAAUGAUAACAGAGCCACCGUUGAACAGCAAGGAUGUUAAAUCAAGAAUGACACAGAUCCUCUUUGAAACCUUCAACGUCCCUGCCCUGUACAUGGCUAACCAAGGGGUCCUCUCCAUGUACGCUGCUGGCAGAACCUCUGGGACAACUAUUGAAUCUGGAGAAGGGAUGACAUACAUCGUGCCUAUUAUGAAUGGCUAUCCUUUGCAACUGUCGACCAUCAAGCUGGAUGUAGCUGGCCAAGACCUGACUUCGUAUCUCCUGAAACUGCUCUCAGACAGUGGGAACUUGUUAGUGGGUGCAGCUGACCGUGAGUACAUCCGGGACCUGAAAGAGAAACACUGCUAUGUGGCACUGGACUAUGACAUGGAAAUAUCAAAAACCACAACACCCUCCUGCCAGAAAAAGUUCAAGUUGCCUGAUGGCAAGGAGGUCAACAUGGGGCAGGAGGCUUUCAUGUGCUCAGAGGCACUCUUCAACACCAGCCUCAUUGGGAAAAGCAACCUGGGGAUCCACAUUCAGGCCCAGGAGAGCAUCACAUCCUGCGACCGCUCCUACUGGAAAACUCUUUUUAGUCACAUCAUGGUGUCUGGCGGCACCGGUGCCUCCUCAGGUCUACGACUCCGGCUGCAGAGAGAGAUAACAAAUCUGGCCUCUCCAGACCUCUGUGUGAAGGUGGCCAUCUCUCCAUAUGCCAAGUACGGUGCCUGGGUAGGUGCCUCCAUCUUGUGCUCUCUCCCUAUGUUCAAGGACAUGUGGGUCACAAGUCAGGAAUAUAGGGAAAUUGGCCCUUCCGUCAUGUGUAGAAGAAACCUCUGACUGGUGACUUUCAGGUUCCAUCACCCGGGCCAACAUCACCAUGCCCAGGCUGAGCCUCAGCCUAACUGAGCAGGCCACAGUUAGAACAAGCUUACAGCAAGGCCCCUUUUCUCCUGGAAGACAGUAAAAGUGUGUAACAGGA